AUGAAGCCAUCGGAUUUGUUGUUGGUGCUAGAGAAGGUCAAGUUCAGGGUGCCACUGCCGCCUGGCGUUAGCUCGACAACGCUCCUGCCGAAGCUCAUACGCACCAAGGAUGUGAGGCAGCUGCAGGACGGAAAUGCACAGCCACAGAAGCCCAAGCUGACGAAAUGUCUCAACACCUUGGACCUAACCUCGCUGGGCAUUGGCUCUUGCUGUGGCACUGGCAUGUAUCUGGUUGCCGGCAUGGUGGCCCAGAAGAUAGCCGGACCCGGUGUGAUUAUUAGUUUUAUUAUAGCCGCCAUAGCGAGUAUUUUCUCAGGCGCUUGCUAUGCGGAAUUUGGCGUUCGUGUGCCACACACAUCCGGCUCGGCCUAUAUGUAUUCAUAUGUGGCAGUUGGUGAAUUUGUAGCUUUUAUAAUUGGUUGGAACAUGAUAUUGGAAUAUCUAAUAGGAACAAGUGCCUGUGCCUGUGCUUUAAGUUCUAGCUUCGAUUCCCUAACUGGCAAUGCCAUUGCGCGCACGAUAAGCGAGUCCAUUGGCACGAUAUUCGGCAAACCACCGGACUUUAUUGCCUUUGGCAUAACGCUACUCAUGACCUGCGUAUUGGCGAUGGGCGCCAGCAAGUCGGUCAUUUUUAAUCAUUCACUAAAUGCUGUCAAUCUGGCCACGUGGGUAUUUGUCAUGGCUGCCGGCCUUUUCUAUGUGGACACCAAGACGUGGUCGGAGCAUCAGGGUUUCCUGCCCUUUGGCUGGAGUGGUGUAUUUUCCGGUGCCGCCACAUGUUUCUAUGCAUUUAUCGGAUUCGACAUAAUUGCAACGACCGGUGAGGAGGCGCAUAAUCCACAAAAGAGCAUACCAAAGGCAAUUGUUGGCUCUCUGGUUGUCGUCUUGAUUGCCUAUGUCAGCGUCAGUUUAGUUCUUACCUUAGUGGUGCCCUACGAUCACAUCAAUACGGGUGCGGCUCUGGUUCAGAUGUGGUCGUAUGUAAAUGCACCAAAGUGUCGCGCUGUGGUGGCGAUUGGUGCCACGGCUGGCCUCUCCGUGGCAAUGUUUGGGUCAAUGUUUCCGAUGCCGCGCGUCAUCUAUGCCAUGGCCCAGGAUGGUCUGAUUUUCAGACAACUUUCGCAGCUGUGGCAGCGCACCAAUGUGCCCGGUCUGGCCACCAUUGGCAGUGGACUGGCUGCAGCCUUGGUCGCGCUCACCAUACGCCUGGAGAUACUCGUUGAGAUGAUGUCCAUCGGCACACUGCUGGCCUAUACCCUGGUAUCGACUUGUGUGCUGGUGCUGCGCUAUCAGCCGCACAGCACUUCGCUGGUGGAACUGCUGCCGGCACAGCUGCGUACUCCGGUUGCACCGGGCACGGCCAGUGAUUCCCAUGCAACGCCUGCGGAGGUGCUCGAGGUGCCCAAUAAGCUGACCAUCAAGCGGGUGACACGCGGCAUGUCCGACUCGGAUGACUCCUUCAUCGAUGACAGCCCCGAGGGCUAUAUGGGCGGCCGAGAUGAUCAAUUUCUGGUGUCCGACCGCUCCGAGAAUAAGUUCUAUGGCAGCGUGCAUGGAGCACCCACUGGACCCACCGGCCAGGCCACCGCCUUCGAUACAAUGGGAUUGAAUUUUAUCACACGAAAGAUUCACGAUUAUGCGUACCUGUGCCCCGGCUUCUUUCCCUGGAUAAAUCCCGGUCAGGCCACCACCGAUAGUGGCAUGUAUGUCACGAAACUAGUUGGAAUCAUGUUCGGUCUCAUAUUCUUCUUGGAUUUAUUCGCGGCGAUUGGAUGGUCCGGUGGCCUGGCCGCCUUCAUUUAUUUCAUUUUAUUUAUCGGCAUAUUUGUGAUAUUAUUGAUUAUAUCGAGGCAACCGCAGAAUAGAUAUGCUUUGGCUUUUCUGACGCCGGGACUACCCUUUAUACCAGCCAUAGCCAUCACAGUGAACAUCUAUCUGAUAUUCAAGCUGAGCAUCCUCACCCUGGUCCGUUUCACCGUCUGGAUGUCCCUUGGCCUUAUCAUGUACUUUUACUACGGCAUUACACACAGCAGCCUGGAGCAGACAAGCGAUGAUCUCGAGCUGCAUGUGGACAAGGAUUAUAGCAAAAACGUUGAGGAGAAAGCCGUCUGGGAUCAGCAAUCGUAUAAUCAAACCCACGAGCCAGUUUGGGCCAGCAAGGAGGUGAAGCAGCCAUCGAAGCAACGCUAUAACUACGGAAAAUCUUCGUCUUCGUCUAAUCAGAGCAGCUCCAAAAAUGCCCAAAGCAAUGCGGCGGGAAAGCCUCCAGGCCGCAGCUCGACGGGCACACGGCCAGUGGCGCCAUCGCCUCACACAUCCGCUGGACAGGCGAAGCCGCAGGGAACGGGAACGGGAACGGGCGGUGGAACGGGUGGACCGCCCAUGGAGCGUCAAUAUACAGGACAGUUUAGCAUGUUUGUGGACGAGGGCCAGUUCCCGUCGUGGGAAGACUAAACUGAAUGGGGGAAUACCCCUAACUAAAACCCUAACUCCCAUAGUUGAUUUCCCCCGAGUUUUCCCCAAUCCUCUGUUGAUAUCCUUUGAUCAGCCCCAAGCAGUAAGGCUGCACAAAGCCACUCCCAAAUCCCAAGGCCACGUUUCGAAUUCGGAUAGUACUGGCAAAAACUGGGCCGCUCUUCAAGGCGUCGAUCUGUGAUCGUAGCCGUGUACGCUUGGGUGUGUCCAGAACGGAACCAGUCCCAGGUAGAGCUCACUCAACUUGUAUAUACAAUUAGAGAUGUUAAGUUUACCGAAAUGAAAUACAUACAAAUAUGUAUGUUUACGCCGUACAUGUUAGACGAGACGAGAAGGGACGAAACGAGAAGUGACGAGAUGGGAAGUGACGAGAGGAGACGAGCGAGCGUUUAGCGUGAGCGACGUUAUACACUUAUACCAUAUACAACAUAGUAUAUACAGAUAUACAUAUAUACAUAUAUAUAUAUAUACAAGAAAUUACAUACAUAUAUACCUAUGCAUAUAUAUAUACUAUAUACAAAACAUAGAUUGGGUUAUUAGUGCAAAGUUAUUAUCAAAAUCCUGUGUAUCCCAUAUCCCACACAUUCCCGAACUUCUUCUUGUGCUCAGCUUCGAUUGGCGAACGUUUUGGGUGACGCUGGUCAAUCGGCAUUCAGCACAAGGAAAAAAAAGAGGACAAGACGACGACCCCGGGACACUGGAAUCUGUUCCCCUGUACACUGAACAGAUGAAUAUUAUUGAAAACGUUCGGCACAGCCAGGCAAAAAAUAAAACACAUCCCUGUGCGUGUGCGUGUGAGAGCGCGGGUGUGCACAACUGUACAUUUUAGACACUCGAUAUUCUGGCACACACAUACACACACACAAACAAACAGUCUCAGAGCAGAUCUUUGCCUAAGCUUACGAUCCAAACACAGAAUACAUCACUACACACACACACACACACACACAGAAAUUCUUAUGUAUUUAUGAUUGUAUUGUUGUUCAAAUAUUUGUGCGCUACAUGCUAUGCUAUGCAUUUUAGAAAACAUUUUGACAUUUAACAUUUUUGAUGUAUGUGUAUGAAUACAGUACUCUCUCCCCCCCCUCUCCUCAACACCAUCUAUCGCUCUAUCUACAAUUGUUUAUUGUUUAUUGAUUCUAGAGGCUCGCGCUAAGCUAAACCACACAUUUAUAAGCGGCAUUUCGCACUUUUUUGUCAGUAAUUCAAUAAUUAAUUUUUUUCUUAACAAAUACCAAACCAAAAAAACAAAA
This is a messenger RNA of Drosophila guanche, 3728 nucleotides long. RefSeq names its product high affinity cationic amino acid transporter 1. Gene Ontology annotation, molecular function: amino acid transmembrane transporter activity. Gene Ontology annotation, biological process: transmembrane transport; amino acid transport. The transcript is spliced from 13 exons. The record is from RefSeq and is a predicted model, not a curated record. The coding region runs from base 1 to 2454 and encodes 817 amino acids. Gene Ontology annotation, cellular component: plasma membrane. Lineage: Eukaryota; Metazoa; Arthropoda; Insecta; Diptera; Drosophilidae.